AGCCAUUGACCCCGGAACUUACUUUCAGGAAAGCAGCCUCCUUCAAAAUGAAUUUGAACACUUUUGUCUUUGGAUGGGAAUCUUCUGAUAAUGAACGGAGUGGUUAAUCCAAGCCAUGUAGUGAAACCAGAAAUUUGAAGAAAAUGGAAAUGCUCACGUUCUUGUUGACGUGUGUUUCCCUACCCCUCAUCAGGGGGCACAGUCUUUUCACUUGUGAACCAAUCACUGUUCCCAGAUGCAUGAAAAUGACCUACAACAUGACAUUCUUCCCCAAUCUGAUGGGUCAUUACGACCAGGGUAUUGCUGCUGUAGAAAUGGAGCAUUUUCUUCCUCUUGCAAAUCUGGAUUGUUCACCAAAUGUUGAGACAUUCCUUUGUGAAGCUUUUGUACCAACUUGCACAGAGCAAAUUCAUGUGGUUCCACCUUGUCGAAAAUUUUGUGAAAAAGUAUAUUCUGAUUGCAAAAACUUAAUUGACACAUUUGGGAUCAGAUGGCCUGAGGAACUUGAAUGUGACAAAUUGCAAUAUUGUGAUGACACUGUUCCUGUAACUUCUGACCCACACACAGAAGUGCUUGGUCCUCAGAAGAAAACGGAACAAGUACAAAGAGACAUUGGAUUUUGGUGUCCAAGGCAUCUUAAGACUUCUGGAGGACAAGGCUAUAAGUUCCUGGGAAUUGAACAAUGUGCACCCCCAUGCCCCAACAUGUAUUUUCAAAGUGAUGAGCUAGACUUUGCAAAAAGUUUUAUUGGAAUAGUUUCAAUAUUCUGUCUUUGUGCAACUCUUUUUACAUUUCUUACUUUCUUAAUUGAUGUUAGAAGAUUCAGAUACCCGGAAAGACCAAUUAUAUAUUACUCUGUCUGUUACAGCAUUGUAUCUCUUAUGUACUUCAUUGGAUUUUUGCUGGGCAACAGCACUGCCUGUAAUAGGGCAGAUGAAAAGCUGGACCUUGGUGACACGGUUGUCCUAGGAUCUCAAAAUAAGGCUUGCAGUGUAUUAUUUAUGUUUUUGUAUUUUUUCACAAUGGCUGGCACUGUGUGGUGGGUGAUUCUGACCAUCACUUGGUUCUUAGCUGCAGGAAGGAAAUGGAGUUGUGAAGCCAUUGAACAAAAAGCAGUGUGGUUUCAUGCUGUUGCCUGGGGAAUUCCAGGUUUUCUUACUGUUAUGCUUCUUGCGAUGAACAAAGUGGAAGGAGACAACAUUAGUGGAGUGUGCUUCAUUGGCCUUUAUGACCUGGAUGCUUCUCGCUACUUUGUGCUUUUGCCAUUGUGCCUCUGUGUGUUUGUGGGGCUGUCUCUCCUUUUAGCUGGCAUUAUUUCCUUAAAUCAUGUGCGCCAAGUUAUACAGCAUGAUGGCCGGAACCAAGAGAAACUGAAGAAGUUUAUGAUUCGAAUUGGAGUCUUCAGUGGCCUAUACCUUGUGCCCUUAGUGACACUCCUUGGAUGUUACAUCUAUGAGCUAGUGAACAGAUUUACCUGGGAAAUAACCUGGGUCUCUGAUCAUUGUCGCCAGUACCAUAUCCCAUGUCCUUAUCAGGCAAAAACAAAAGCUCGGCCAGACCUGGCCUUAUUUAUGAUAAAAUACCUGAUGACAUUAAUUGUUGGCAUCUCUGCUGUCUUCUGGGUUGGAAGCAAAAAAACCUGUGCAGAAUGGGCUGGGUUUUUCAAACGAAAUCGCAAACGAGAUCCCAUCAGUGAAAGUCGAAGAGUGCUGCAGGAGUCAUGUGAGUUUUUCUUAAAGCACAAUUCUAAAGUGAAACACAAAAAGAAGCACUACAAACCAAGUUCACAUAAGCUGAAGGUGAUUUCCAAAUCCAUGGGAACCAGUACAGGAGCCACAGCAAAUCACGGCACUUCUUCAGUGGCCAUCACUGACCAUGAUUACUUAGGACAAGAAACUUUGACAGAAAUUCAGACCUCCCCAGAGGCAUCCAUGAGAGACCUGAGAACUGACAGAGCAUGCACCCCCAAACUAAGGGAACAGGACCAUGGUGAACCUGCUUCCCCAGCUGCGUCCAGCUCCAAACUCUCUGGGGAACAGGUGGACAAGAAAAGCAGGGCAGGCAGCGUGAGGGAGAAAAGCAGUGUGUGUGAAGGCGCUCAGAGUGAAGGAAGGCUAAGUCCAAAGAAUGACGUUACUGAGAGUGGCCUGGUGCAGAGCAACAGUGUGCAAGUUCCCAGUUCUUCAGAGCCGAGCAGCCUCAGGGGUUCCACAUCACUGCUUGUUCACUCAGCUUCCGGGGUGAGAAAAGAACAGGGUGCUGGCAGUCAUUCCGAUACUUGAAAACCUAGAAACAAAUUCAUGUUACACUGGACCUGACCAAUGCACUGCCUUACGAGAAUCACUGUCAGCUAGGGAUGUAGCUCAGUGGUAGAGCACCUGCCUAGCAGGCUCAAGGUUUUGGGUUCAAUUCCCAGGACUGAAAAAAAGAAAAAUCUCUGUUCUUUUGCACUUAACGCUGCAUUAUCUACUGUUAAGCUGGAA
Molecule: messenger RNA, 2483 nt
Organism: Dipodomys ordii (Ord's kangaroo rat)
Lineage: Eukaryota; Metazoa; Chordata; Mammalia; Rodentia; Heteromyidae
Gene: Fzd6
Product: frizzled class receptor 6
Exons: 6
Coding region: 144-2282 (712 amino acids)
Biological process (GO): non-canonical Wnt signaling pathway; canonical Wnt signaling pathway
Cellular component (GO): plasma membrane
Molecular function (GO): Wnt receptor activity; Wnt-protein binding
Source: RefSeq, a predicted model, not a curated record